UUGUUUCGUUUUCUACCAUCGAAGCAAACAGCUAAAACCCUUUUCUUCGUCUUCUUGUUUCUUGAAACCUUGGCCAGGCCGUCCCUCCCGUUUUCCGGCGGUGGCUGACGUCUCGUUUCAUCUCUCACUUCCGCACAUUUUCUAGUCUAUCAACACAACCAGAAGAAGCAGUGUCAAGUGCAGGAUAAUGGUUGCUACUAAAAACGCCAAGUCUCAACUUGACCCUGCUGCUCUGCAAUCCGAUGUUGCAUCUUUUGCCUCUUCCCUCGGCUUUUCCUCCGCUCCUUCCUCUGGCUUCAACGACUCCGAUUUCCGGAAGACCGGCCCCAUUAGAACCAGCGCACGCCCACCCUCUAAACCUCCAAGGGAUUUUAAGGAUUCUAAAUUUGAAAAACGUAAGGACAUACCCGUUAGAAAAUCUAAACCACCACAAAAUCGAAACAAUCAUCCCGGAGAAAGUGAUCCAGUGGUUGAAAACAGCAACAGAUUCAAGAACCUCCCGAAGCUGCCGCUUGUAAGAGCCAGUGCAUUGGGCGUUUGGUACAACGAUGCGGCUGAGCUGGAGGAAAAACUGAUUGGUAAAGAUAAGAAAAUCGAGUUCAGUAGCGUCGAUGAGUGGAAGCAUUUUGUGGAGGAAAAGAAAGAGCUGGGAGAGCGGUUGUUGGUGCAGUAUGCGCAGGAUUAUUUAUCGUCAAGAGGGCAGCACGGCGAUAUUAAGAUGCUUCUUGCCACGCAGAGGUCAGGCACAGCUGCCGAUAAGGUCUCAGCGCUGUCCGUGUUGAUCGGGGAUAAUGCUGUUGGAAAUUUGAGAGCAAUUGACUCACUUCUGGGGAUGGUAACAUCGAAAGUUGGGAAGCGACAUGCAUUUACAGCCUUUGAGGCUUUGAAAGAAAUGUUUUUGAUUCUGCUCCCUAAUCGUAAGCUGAAGACCCUUUUCCAACGGCCGUUAAAUCACCUAUCUGAUACAAAAGAUGGUCAUUCGCUAUUACUGUUUUGGCAUUGGGAGGAAUCUUUGAAGGAGAGGUAUGAGCGCUUUGUCUCUGCACUUCAUGAAGCUUCUCUUGAUGUAAUAGUUAAACUUAAGAGUAUGGCAUUGAAGAUUAUGUUUGUGCUGCUGAAAAGUAAAUCGGAGCAAGAACGCCGGCUUCUCUCUUUUUUGGUGAAUAAGCUUGGAGAUCCUGAAAACAAGGUUGCAUCAAAUGCUGAUUAUCACUUGGCAAAUCUUUUAGCUGAGCAUCCAAAUAUGAAGGCAGUGGUGAUUGAUGAGGUGGAUAAUUUCCUUUUUCGCCCUCAUCUUGGAUUGCGAGCCAAGUAUCAUGCUGUAAACUUUUUGAGUCAAGUUCGCUUGAGUCCAAAAGGUGAUGGGCCUAAAGCAGCGAAACGAUUGGUUGAUAUUUAUUUUGCUCUAUUCAAGGUUUUGAUAUCUGAGGCUGGAGCAGAACCAUCUGUUGCAAAGCAUGGCAAAAAGGCUUCUAGUUCUUCAAAAAAGGAUAAAACAAAAGACACAUCAGAAUCACACGUUGAAAUGGAUUCUCGGUUAUUAUCAGCUCUUUUAACUGGUGUUAAUAGAGCUUUUCCAUUUGUGUCCAGUGAUGAAGCAGAUGAUGUACUGCAGGUUCAGACUCCUUUGUUGUUUAAGCUGGUUCAUUCUAAGAACUUCAAUGUUGGGGUUCAAGCCCUGAUGCUUCUUGACAAGAUCUCAUCUAAAAAUCAGAUUGUCAGUGAUCGCUUUUACUGUGCUCUGUACUCAAAACUUCUGCUUCCUGCCAUGAUAAAUUCUUCCAAGGAGGAAAUGUUUAUUGCUCUAAUAUUGAGGGUGAUGAAGAAUGAUAUAAAUAUAAUGCGAGUUGCUGCAUUUGCCAAGCGUUUAUUACAGGUUGCCCUACAACUUCCCCCUCAACAUACUUGUGGAUGCCUUUUCCUACUUUCUGAAGUCCUUAAAGCACGCCCUCCACUUUGGAACAUGAUGCUACAAAAUGAGGCCGGUGAUGCCAAUGAAGAUCUAGAGCAUUUUGAAGAUAUACCAGACAAUGAUGACAAUCAAGCAGGAAAUGAUUUCAAUAAAGAUAAAGCGACUGACACCAGCAGUGAAUCUGACAAUGAUGCUGAUGAUUCAAUUGAUAGAAGUAACUUUUCGAAUUCCGAUUCUGAAGAGAAUGGUUUUAGUGAAUCAGAUGAUUUACUCGGGGUAGAUGGUCUUGAUAAACUUGAGGGAUCUAAGCCUACUUCUGACCAGGAAAAGCACAAUACUCAAGCGCGAACACGACCAGGAGGUUAUGACCCUCGACACAGGGAGCCUAGAUACUGCAAUGCUGAACGAGUUGGCUGGUGGGAGCUUACAGUACUAGCACAACAUGUGCAUCCAUCAGUUGCUGCAAUGGCUAGAACUCUUCUAUCUGGAGUCAACAUCGUAUAUAAUGGAAAUCCACUUGCCGAUCUUUCACUUGGUGCAUUCCUGGACAAGUUUAUGGAAAAGAAACCAAAACAAAACAUAUGGCAUGGCGCUUCCCAAAUUGAGCCAGCCAAGAAGAUUGACAUGAACCGCCAGAUGAUAGGAGCUGAAAUCUUAAAACUGGCUGAAUCGGAUGUGGCCCCCGAGGAUGUUGUUUUCCAUAAGUUCUACAUGAAUAGAAUGAAUUCCUCUAAGAAGCCCAAAAAGAAGAAGAAGAAGACGGCUGAGGAUGAGGCUGCAGAAGAGUUGUAUGAUGUUGACGGUGAUGAUAUCGACGUUGAUGGUGAUGAUAUCGACGUUGAUGGUGAUGAUGAAAGUGACAAUGAAGAGAUUGAUAACAUGCUUGAUUUUGCUGCCAAUCCUUCCUCAGAGGCAGAGGACCAUGAUUAUGAUGACCUGGAUGAAAUGGACGAAGAGGAUGAUGAAGAUUUGAUCCGUGAUGCUAGUGAAGAUGAACUAGGUGACACCCUAUCAGAUGUUGAAGGUGAAGCAAGUGAGGAUGGUGAUGUUGCAGUGGGAGAAGCAGACGAUGAUGGUGAGUUGGAUGAAACAUUUGAUCAAGGAAGAAAGAAUACAAAGCGAAAACGUAAACGUGGGAAAUCUGGAGCUGGAGCAUCUCCAUUCGCAAGCCUUGAAGAUUACCAACACUUGAUGGAAGAUGAAGAUGAAGGUCCCGAGUCAAACCCAUGGAAGAAAACGACGAAAGCUAAGAAGCAGAAGCAAAAAUCAAACAAGAAGAGGAAAGCAUCAUCUUAGUAAGAAUAAGAAGAAGAUAUCAAUUGUGCCUCUAAAAUCAAAUUUGUUAUUGUUAUAGCCUGUGGCAUUAUGAUAGAAACCCACAAUAGAAUAUGAUCCAUCAUAUCACAGUUUUGAAGAAAUCAAUACAUCUUGUUGCUCACCUCUGGAAUGUAACAAAUUCUUCAUUACGAUACA
This is a messenger RNA of Andrographis paniculata, 3385 nucleotides long. Its product is annotated as protein SLOW WALKER 2. Lineage: Eukaryota; Viridiplantae; Streptophyta; Magnoliopsida; Lamiales; Acanthaceae. The transcript has 16 exons. The record is from RefSeq and is a predicted model, not a curated record. Gene Ontology annotation, cellular component: nucleus. The coding region runs from base 188 to 3208 and encodes 1006 amino acids.